AUGAAAAUUUAGAGAAAGGCAAUCAUAAUAUCAAGUGAGGAUAGUGAAGAACCAUAAUUAAAAUAAAAAAAUAAAGGAAAAAAAAGAUUGAUUAGAAAUGAUUUUGAAAAGAUAAACGAAGAUCUGAAUAAAGAGAAAAUUCAAAAAAGAAAUAGAAAUGCUAUUUUUGAUGAUGAAGUUGAAACAAAUGAAAAAAAUGAAAAUAUAAAAGAAAACUUUGUGGAACAGAAGAAAAAAUAUAAAUUAAUUAAAAAAUAAGAUAUAAUUGUAUAAGCAGCCUAAUAAGAAGCUUCAUUAUGCCCUGUUUGCUAUAAUGAUUUAGAAAUAAUUUAAGCUGCUAUUUUAUAGUGUGGACAUUUAUUUUGUCAAAAAUGUAUAUAAAUAUAAUGCGAAAAAUACUAAAAUAAUUGUCCUUUAUGUAGAAAACAAUAUUAAAAUGUAUAAUAUCAAUAUUAAUUUUAGUACACAAUUUGCAUAAGAGGAGAAGAUGGAGAGUAUUUAAGAGGAAAGAUAAUAAAAUUAAAUAAAAAGUUAAAAAAGCAAGAAUAUUUAGAUGAACAUGAUGAAAUGAACUUAUAGGCAUAAAAUUCAAUCCUUUAAUCAAGUUUUAUUUAAGAUAGUCAAUGUAUAUUAAUAUAAAUAUUUAAGAUGAUGGUGGAGAUAGUUUUAUUGUUGCAGAUGAUGAGUUUUGUGAAGAAUGCCAUGGAAACUAAGAUAUGGAAUCAAUGUUGUUUUGUAAGAAAUGUGGAUGCGUAGUUAGACAUAGUUAUUGUUAAACAUCUAAUAAUGCAAACAAAAUAUUAUGUUAUACUUGUAGAACAUAUUUAUAAAGAUGA
Paramecium sonneborni is the source of this 836-nucleotide messenger RNA. The record is from the annotation of a GenBank genome assembly. NCBI's taxonomy places the organism in Eukaryota, Ciliophora, Oligohymenophorea, Peniculida, Parameciidae.